CUUUGUUGUAAUCAUUGGGGAGAGUAAACGCUGAAUAGCUAUAUGACAAUGUAGUCAUAAUAAUACAAUCAAUUCAUGUCUUGGGUCAAACGUACUAUAACUGACUGAUUUUAUGUCGAAAUAAGUUGAGACCAAAAUAACUAGGGUCGAACUUCCCUGUUCUGAACACAAACUUAACAAUCCAUUUCCGUUAGAAAACUUGACGAAGCGACGGAUAAAAUCCCUGACAGACUGCGCAGUUCAACACAACAUAACCAUCAUCUAGACGGUUUUUCUGCGGCACAAUCAGAUAUGGUAUCGUCGGCUAAAGAGACCAAUUCCACUCCUGUUUAUCGCUAGAUGUAUAUUAGUGCCCUGACUCGGUAGAAGGUGAUGGCGAGUGUAUAUGCAUCGACGUCAGAGACAACGAACGCAAACAGAGCGUGUCGAGUCGUACUCGGUCCCUGUACGGAUGGUCUACGUGACUUACUGCGUCACCACGUCCCACCUCUAACAUUCCCUCAUGUCAUCAAACAAAACCAACUCAAUCUUCCACGUCUGACGCCUGUUCAACGAGACCUCAUUUUACCACAACAUGGACAUUAUAAAGGGAACUAUACUGACAUGGACAUUUCUUUACUGUAUAUCUUACUGAGGAACAUAUCUGGAAUAUCAUCACACUCCAACGGCUGGAACAGAGAUCCCGACCCCAACGACAGGAGUCUCUCUGCCAACAUCGAGAGGAUUCGAUUGGUCCGGAAUCAUUGUGUUCACUCAUGUGAUCCAUUCAUGUCGAACACAGAUUUUAACUCCAUCUGGUCCACCAUUAGAUUGACAAUGGUGGAUCUGGAUGUCUUCCUCGUGAAUGGAAACAAAUAUGAAAAAGCGGUGGAUUUCCUACGUCAUGAGUCGAUGGACCCUGAAAAUGACCUACAUUACGAAGAAGAACCGAGGAAGCAGGUGGAGGAAGAUACCAAGACAAGGGAAAUGGUGGACAACCUUGAGAAUAAACUGGAGAAACUAACAAAGUCAUCCAUUCCCCAAAAUGUGCGAGAGCAAUAUGAUAUUGACAUUCAGAAAUGGAUAGAGGAAGACAAGCUUUACAAUGAAACCCACAGCUUUCCGUCAAUGAUGGAGAAAGUGAGGAACCAACCUUGUGUGACGUUUGUUGGUGUGCCUGGGUCCGGGAAGUCUGCCACGGCUCAGCACAUCGCCCUCAAGCUCCAGGCGGAAGGUUACGAGAUUCUUCCAACAAAAGAUGUUAGGAAGAUCGAGGACUAUGGUGACCCGAGGAAUCCGCAGGUUUUUGUUAUUGAUGAUGUGGUGGGUGUCUUUGGCCUCCGGAAAACUGAUUUAAAUGUAUUGGAUAAAUAUGAACAGAAAAUAACACAGCCUUCCAUGGUUAAGUCUAGAACUUUGAUGACAUGUAGAGAGACUGUGUUCAAUGAGACCCUACCUUACAAACCAUUCCUUACAAAAGAAGAAACUGUGAUUAAGUUACACAGUUCUGAUCAUGCAUUAGAUGACAAUGACAAAAAACAGAUUCUCCAGAAGUAUGGUUUGAAUGUUAAUCUAAUGUCGCCUGCAUUGCUGACAUCAACAUCUCGCAUGUUUCCUCUUCUCAGUAAAUUGUUUUCAAAGGAACCAAAAUUGCAAGCUCUUGGUUCAAAGUUUUUCAUGAAUCCAUUUCAAUGUAUCAUUGAUGAACUUGAUGGUAUGCAAAUACGUAACAAACUGAAUUAUGCAACACUUGUUUUGUGUAUGCUAAAUGAAAACAGGCUCUCAGAAGACAUUUUAGAGGAUAAAAAUAAUGAACAUUUCAUGAACAUGAAAAAAAAACUUUUGAAAAAUUGCAGAUUAGAACACAACACUGAUACUUUCAAGUUUAUGGAUGCUUUGUUAGCAAUGGAGGGGACAUACACAAAACAAUGUGGUGCACGGUACACAUUUAUACAUGACUCCACGUUUGAAAUUUGUGCUUAUCAGUAUGGCAAACAGUUUUCUGACCAAAUGUUGCAGUAUAUGAGUAGUAGUUAUAUUGCUAAUAAUGUCAAAAUACAGACAAGUGAACCAGGAAUUGUUAACAAAGUGAAAGAGAAACAGAGUGAUUCUCAACCUAUUGAAAAACGUGAGAGUAGUGAUGGAAAAGACCAGGAGAGUGAUGAUAAAAACAGUGAGAGAGAGGAAUCGUUUGAUCUGUGUAUAAGGAUACGUGAGGAUCGGUACCCACUGCUAGCAGAGAGAUUGUACAGAGAUAUACAGAACAUGGAACUGUAUGAUGUUUUCAGGAAUCAGGUUUUAAAACAUUCCCAAUUGUGUCAGGCUUUUAUUGGUGUGUUAGAGAAAAAGUCAUACGCAGAAUUAAAAGCCUUAUUUCUGUCCAGUCAGGGAGAAGUAGAUAAGAUAGCGAGUAAACGAGAGUUUGUGGAGGAGGAGGGUGAAUGGAGUGAGUGGCGGAGACAGGAGGUGCUGAUAGGAAGGAAUUAUCAAGAUGAUGUGGGAGAAACAAAUAGAGAAUACAAUGUGAGAGUGAUCAGCUGGGUGAUUUACUAUGGACAUUAUCAGAUAUUAGAGUACAUAGUACAACAGACUGAACAACACAAUGAAAUAUAUGAAUUGUUUGGGAUAACAGAAAUUUCUCCUCAGGAAUCUGAAUCUGAGAUAUCUUCUAGUAAUAAACAGGAAAGUGAAAACAAUAGGCCUGUAGGACAGUCUAAAUCUGGGAUAUUUCAAAAGAUUAAGAAUAAAGUUUUUAAUAGAUUUAGAAGAGAAAUAAUGUUUGAGAGAUCUGGAAUAGAUACAUGUGAUAAUCAGGAGAACAAUAGGCCUGUAGAACAAUCUACAUCUGGGAUAUAUACAUGUAAUAAGCAGGAAAGUGAAAUCAACAUACUUAUAGAAGAGCGUAGAUUGCUUGUAUUGAGUUGUUAUAGUGGUGAUGUACAAACAGUCAGAGUUCUGCUUCCUGUCUGUAGGAAAGCAAUCAAUGGGAUAGGUCAGGUCAGUGAAGAUAUUGAUCGGUGCCAUGAUACUCCUCUUACUACUGCAUGUGAGGAAGGACAUGUGAGUAUAGUGGAUGAGCUGGUGAAGGCGGGGGCUGAUGUCAAUCUACGGGAUAUAUGGGAGAAUACACCACUGAUUGCUGCAUGUAAGAGAGGACAUGUGAGUAUAGUGGAUGAGCUGGUGAAGGCGGGGGCUGAUGUCAAUCUACAGGGAAAAGGGGGGAAUACUCCAUUGACAGCUGCAUGUGAGAGAGGACAUGUGAGUAUAGUGGAUGAGCUGGUGAAGGCGGGGACUGAUGUCAAUCUACAGGGAAAAGGGGGGAAUACUCCACUGACAGCUGCAUGUGAGAGAGGACAUGUGAGUAUAGUGAAGGAGCUGGUGAAGGCGGGGGCUGAUGUCAAAAUACAGGAUCAUUUCGGGAAUACACCACUGACAGCUGCAUGUGAGAGAGGACAUGUGAGUAUAGUGAAGGAGCUGGUGAAGGCGGGGGCUGAUGUCAUUACACAGGGAAAAGGGGGGAAUACUUCACUGACAGCUGCAUGUGAGAGAGGACAUGUGAGUAUAGUGAAGGAGCUGGUGAAGGCGGGGGCUGAUGUCAAAAUACAGGAUCAUUUCGGGAAUACACCACUGACAGCUGCAUGUGGGAGAGGACAUGUGAGUAUAGUGAAGGAGCUGGUGAAGGCGGGGGCUGAUGUCAAUCUACGGGAUAUAUGGGAGAAUACACCACUGAUUGCUGCAUGUAAGAGAGGACAUGUGAGUAUAGUGGAUGAGCUGGUAAAGGCGGGGGCUGAUGUCAAUCUACAGGGAAAAGGGGGGAAUACUCCACUGACAGCUGCAUGUGAGAGAGGACAUGUGAGUAUAGUGGAUGAGCUGGUGAAGGCGGGGGCUGGUGUCAAUCUACGGGGGAAAGGGGGGAAUACUCCACUGACAGCUGCAUGUGAGAGAGGACAUGUGAGUAUAGUGAAGGAGCUGGUGAAGGCGGGGGCUGAUGUCAAAAUACAGGAUCAUUUCGGGAAUACACCACUGACAGCUGCAUGGGGGAGAGGACAUGUGAGUAUAGUGAAGGAGCUGGUGAAGGCAAUGUGUCAAUCUUAUGUCAAUCUACAGAAUAUUACGGGGGCUGAUGUCAGUCUACAGGAUUAUUAUGGGAAUACACCACUGAUAGCUGCAUGUAAGGAAGGACAUGCGAGUAUAGCGGAGGAGCUGGUGAAGGCGGGGACUGAUGUCAAUCUACAGGAUGAUAUGGGGAAUACACCACUGACAGCUGUAUGUGAGGAAGGACAUGUGAGUAUAGUGAAGGAGCUGGUGAAGGCGGGGGCUGAUGUCAAUCUACAGGAUAGACUUGGGAAUACACUACUGAUAGCUGCAGUAAGAAAGUGUCCGUUAUCAACAGUGAAAUAUCUAGUAGAACAUGGAGCUGACUGGGUUACUCAGGUUGUUAAUAUCUAUGUGUCAGCAGUAUAUAAAGAAUUAAUGCUGAACAAACCAGAUAUAAUGAAAUAUCUCAUACAGGAACAAAAUAAAAUCACUCCUGGUCAAUGUAAUGGAAAUGUACACCUAUUUAACUGUCUGGUGGACAUCAGACAUGCUGGAGUUAAAACAGACAGUAGGGAUGAUGUGGUGGUGACAGACAGAUCAGUGUGGUGUAUGUAUAGACAGGGAGAUUUGUGGAGGACAAUCAGUAGAGGAGACUGUGAUGUACUGAGACAUCUGUUGAGGGUGUGUCUGGAUGUCAACCAGUCGAUACAGUUAUAUGAUAUGUUCAAUGAUUACAAGCCUGGUGUGACACCUCUAUUGUAUACACUGAUUGAUGAGAAUGGUAUUAAUGUUAGUCAAAUAAUGGAGAAGGUGAGGAUCCUACUGGGGGCUGGGGUGGACGUCAAUAUCAGGGUGAGGUAUAGAGAUUAUGACACUGUGUUAGACAGGGAGGGUGUGUCUGUUCUAGAGUGGAUGAGGCGACUGGUGUGUAAGUACAGUAAUAGUAGAAGUAUGUUUAAGUACAGUGAAGAUUGGCUAAACAGUGACAGAGCGCCAGAGUACAAGAGAGUGAUGUGUGAGAUAAAGAAACAUGUCAGAAGACACUCUGUAUAGUCCCUGAUAGAAUUGUAGAGAGAUGUUGUUACUGAGUACAAGAGAGAGAUGUGUGAGAUAAAGAAACAUGCCAGAAGACACUCUGUGUAGUCCCUGAUAGAAUUGUAGAAAGAUGUUGUUACUGAGUACAGGAGAGUGAUGUGUGAGAUAAAGAAACAUGUCAGAAGACACUCUGUAUAGUCCCUGAUAGAAUUGUAGAGAGAUGAUGUUACUGAGUACAAGAUAUAAAGAAACAUGUCAGAAGACACUCUGUAUAGCCCCUGAUAUAAUUAUAGAGAGAUGUUGUUACUGAGUACAAGAGAUAAAGAAACAUGUCAGAAGACACUCUGUAUAGUCCCUGAUAGAAUUGUAGAGAGAUGUUGUUACUGAGUACAAGAGAAAGAUGUGUGAGAUAAAGAAACUUGUCAGAAGACACUCUGUAUAGUUCCUGAUAGAAUUAUAGAGAGAUGUUGUUACUGAGUACAAGAGAUAAAGAAACAUGUCAGAAGACAUUCUGUAUAGUCCCUGAUAGAAUUGUAGAGAGAUGUUGUUACUGAGUACAAGAGAGUGAUGUGUGAGAUAAAGAAACAUGUCAGAAGACACUCUGUAUAGUCCCUGAUAGAAUUGUAGAGAGAUGUUGUUACUGAGUACAAGAGAAAGAUGUGUGAGAUAAAGAAACAUGUCAGAAGACACUCUGUAUAGUUCCUGAUAGAAUUAUAGAGAGAUGUUGUUACUGAGUACAAGAGAUAAAGAAACAUGUCAGAAGACACUCUGUAUAGUCCCUGAUAGAAUUGUAGAGAGAUGUUGUUACUGAGUACAAGAGAGUGAUGUGUGAGAUAAAGAAACAUGUCAGAAGACACUCUGUAUAGUCCCUGAUAGAAUUGUAGAAAGAUGUUGUUACUGAGUACAAGAGAUAAAGAGACAUGUCAGAAGACACUCUGUAUAGUCCCUGAUAGAAUUGUAGAGAUAUGUUGUUACUGAGUACAAGAGAGAGAUGUGUGAGAUAAAGAAACAUGUCAGAAGACACUCUGUAUAGUCCCUGAUAGAAUUGUAGAGAGAUGUUGUUACUGAGUACAAGAGAUAAAGAAACAUGUCAGAAGACACUCUCUUUUGUCCCUGAUAGAAAUUAAGGGAAACGUGUUACUUUUGUCAGUAGAUGUGGUGAGUCUAAAACCCAGUAGGUUACCAGUAUCUUUGUACAUAAUAUAAUUUACUAGAUUGUACGCCCGCGCAUCUCUCUCCUUAAGUUUCCAUUUGUUUGUGUACAGUAAUAUAGUGUUUCACAUGCAUAUAUCCUGUAAAUAUUGGAACCGUUCUGAAAAUACCGGUAUGCUGAAUAAAAUCUGUGAUUAAUAUUAAAUGUUCACUGCGACAGUU
Ostrea edulis (European flat oyster) is the source of this 6426-nucleotide messenger RNA. RefSeq lists its product as uncharacterized. Gene Ontology annotation, molecular function: protein binding. The coding region runs from base 373 to 5070 and encodes 1565 amino acids. The transcript is spliced from 5 exons. NCBI's taxonomy places the organism in Eukaryota, Metazoa, Mollusca, Bivalvia, Ostreida, Ostreidae. The record is from RefSeq and is a predicted model, not a curated record.